AUGAAUAAAUUUUAUAUUCAAAUUGUUUUAUUUCUUUUAAUCAUUUCCAUAUAUGUGAAUAAUGAAACCCUUGCAGCUGAGUCAGCUCCAAGAAAAGAUACAAUACCAAAACCAUUACAUUGUUCUACCCCAGAAGAAAUAUAUGAAAAAAACAAGCACUUAUUAUGUACCAAACCAGAAGAAACUAUACAAGCAGGCGAAUUUAUGAAUGAGGCUGUGGCACAUUUAGACUAUCAUGCUAAAGAUCUGUGUAAGUAUAAAUUAUGUGGACGAAAUCAUAAUUUUCGUAUGUUUUUAUAUAAAAAAAAACAUCAAUACCAUAUAAAUAUUAAAAAAAUAGAAUAUAAAGUUUAUGAUUCGGAUAAGUACAAUGAAAUAAUAAACGAGUUAUGGGAUCCUGAUCAUCCUAAUUUUUUAAAUACUGGCUCUGUUAAAAUUACCCGUGUGUACACUCCAAAUUUAGUAAUGAUACAAAAUCGUUACACAAGUUGUUGUUUUGGCCGUCAGAAAUAUUUUUAUGCUUUAGCUACAAAGGUUGAAAUAUCAAAAGAUACAACUGUAAUUGCCAUAUCUUCAGCAAAUAUAAAUGAUCACAACCCUUCCAAUGAAAAUUAUCAAAACAAAAUCAUAAAAGAAGCAAAUUUAUUCAAAACUGACAUUGAUUCUGAAGAUGAUAUUAGAAAAGGAAAACUAAAAAAAACGUUUGUUAACAUAGCUGGAUACCUCAUUAAAAAAUGCAGCAAAUAUGUUGAUAUCACCUAUAUCGAAUCUAUCGAUGGACAUCCUUCCCUUUAUAAAAAAUGCAUUUUUAAAAAAAUUUAA
Plasmodium yoelii is the source of this 822-nucleotide messenger RNA. Its product is annotated as fam-a protein. The transcript is spliced from 6 exons. The record is from RefSeq and is a predicted model, not a curated record. NCBI's taxonomy places the organism in Eukaryota, Apicomplexa, Aconoidasida, Haemosporida, Plasmodiidae. The coding region runs from base 1 to 822 and encodes 273 amino acids.